Thlaspi arvense is the source of this 1365-nucleotide messenger RNA. Lineage: Eukaryota; Viridiplantae; Streptophyta; Magnoliopsida; Brassicales; Brassicaceae. The record is from the annotation of a GenBank genome assembly.
AUGAUGCAAAUGUACGACGAAUCUGGAUUGACAAGACGUAGAGUGGAAGCUAGAAGAGCAAAGGCGGUUGCUGUGGACAAGUUCAAAAUGGGUGAUCUUGCUGGAGCCAAAGAAUAUGUUGUCAGGGCAAAGAAUUUGAAUCCAUUGCUUUGUGGUCUUCUCUGUCUCAAUACCGUUCUUGAUGUGUUGAUCGGUUUUGGGAAGAAGAUUAACGGUGAAGUUGAUUGGUAUGCUGUUUUAGGGGUUGAACCAACCGCAGAUGUUGAAACGAUCAAAAGCCGCUACAAUAAACUAUCUACGGGGAUUAUCUUGGAAAAUGACAAAUCUGUGGGUAGCAUUGUUGAAGCAAGCAAUAUAUUGGCUGAAUCUUGGAGAGUCUUGUGCAAUGAAAACAAGAGGAAGGCUUAUGACAGGAGACGCGGAAUCCAGCAACCAGUACAGCGUAAGAGAAGAGUUUCCAACGUUUUCAUGGGUACUAAUUCAUCAUCAUCAGCAACAACGGCAUCAGCAGCAGCAUCAUCAUUAGAAGAUAGCAGCUUCUGGACAACAUGCGGUAAUUGUAGCUUUAAGCACAAGUAUCCAAAGAGCUACAUAGGUCAUACGCUUGUUUGUGUUAAAUGUCGACAGCAAUUUGAAGCUAUUGGGCAUCCAGCUUCAUCGAUGAGUGAUGUUAACCCAUGGAGUUAUGAAAAGCAGCAGAACAAGAGAAAUAUUCCGAGUCUGAGCCUAAGCUUGAGCUUGGCUGAUAUCCCGUUGACUUUUUCAGCGCCUAAACCUAUGGCAAAACCUCAGAGUCUUGUAAAUUAUGUUUCUUCUUCCGAACAGUCCAAUGUUGGUUCUUUUUCACUAACAAAAGUCCCUCGAAGGUCCAAAAACACAGCUGAUAUGGUUAAGGAUAAGGAGGAGGAGCCUGCUUUAAGGAUUAUGAGUGUUCCGAUUCCUCAUUUCUACCAUUUCGACAAUUAUAGAACAGAAUCUUCAUUCAGAGAAGACCAGGUAUGGGCUGUUUUUGAUAAUCACGAUGGAAUGCCCCGGUUUUAUGCACUGGUCCAUGGUAUUGUCUCUCAAAAACCGUUCACACUGCGUAUAUCUUGGCUUGAGAGCAAGAACAAUGAGGAACUUGGUCCAAUGAAGUGGAUUGAUUCAGGGUUUUACAAGACUUGUGGACGCUUCUCUAUAGGGAGACGAUGCAAAUACGAGCUUCUAUACUCAUUCUCACAUAGAGUCCAGUGUACAAAUGGUGACAACGGGUUUGUGCAGAUCUAUCCAGAGAGAGGAGACGUUUGGGCUCUUUAUACAAACUGGUCACCAUCUUGGGGUUUCUCAACUCCAGAAGAAGUUGUGUACAAGUAUGAAAUGGUUUAA